AUGAUAGUCUCUGGGCACGCGGUUACUUUAAUUCUGAUUGUAUCGUUGCUCGUUUCCUCUGAUAGUGAGCCCCUCCCAAAUAUCCAUGUUCGUCGUGCAACAGACGACAACUUCAACACUCUCAUUGACAAUCUCCAAAAACUGGCGCGUCUCACGAAUGGUGUCUCCCUAGAAAUCGGUCUUCUCGAUGGUUCCAUCCCCUCCGCUGACGUCAUCUCAGAACUUCUUCAUAUCGGAUCAGCUAAAGAUCUCAUUGACUUCAAUUCUACUGGAAUAGACGCUGCAAUUUCUGAAAUUCAAUCGUUGAGAGGGAAAUGGGAUGGCUCUCCGGAAGUGUUUGCUCUAGAGGAUCGAUUGGUGUUUUUGGAAUCGAUAAGGAGUUCGUUUGAUUGGGCGGAGCUUAAGAGUUCGGUGAGGAAGGAUGAGUAUAAGAAGGAGUUGGGUGUGGUGGCUACUGGAUUGAGAUCAAAAAAACAUGGGAUCAGUAGUAUUAUUGGAAAGAUAGAUGAAGCAAAAGGAUCAUUGCAAGGUCUCAUCAACAAAAAAUGGAUAAAAGUUACAAACCCAAUAGAGAUACAGUAUGCAACCACUCAAAUAUCCAAUCUGUCUUUCUUGUUAGGAAACGUGGAAGAUAUUGCCAAGAACCUAAACGCAACACUUUCUGAAUUUGAAUUUGCUCGGGAAAUCAUAUCAAAGUCUACCUUCCUCAAUGUGAUAGACCUAGAACGUAAUCUUAGAAUGAAUCUAUCAAUUUCGGUACCGUUUAAUGAUGAAUCUAUCAAGAAACUUGGUCAAAACCUCAAGACUUUCAAUAUGGUUCGAGAGAAUACAGUAACUGCUCACCCACAAAUCAAAAUCAUUAGAGAUUUGAUCCAAAGACGUCGAAGGUAUGAAUACACUGCUGGUCUACCUGAAGGUGCUAAAGAUUUGGACAUGUUGAAGAGUGAUGUUGAAGAUGAUUGGAUCGGGAAGCAUAUCAAAGAUAAGAGAGUGGUCAGUGAAGGUUUGAAGUUUGCAUUUUCGUUUUUUGAUGAGAUGAGCACAAACCUCAAGUCUAUUGAAUCAAAUUGGACGUUUCUAAGUGAUCAACCUAGAAAACUGGCUACUAAAUCGGUAAUCCAUAAACUUCUGGAAAUCAGUGACAUUUCAGAUAAUGUGAAACUAGUGGCUACCAUAGCAGUUCUUGAGCAUUGCGAUUCCACAAAAAUUUUACCAAUGCCUAAUAAUACAAAUGGCUUCGAUGAUAUAAUCACGAAAAUCAAUAACCUAAACCGCGAUAUCGUCACUUUUCUUGACUUCCAACAGAGAUUUAAUUAUAGCACAGAUCUCAAAGACUUGUCAGCACUCAAGAAUAUCUUCACACAAGCUAUGUCCUCAACAAAACCAAAAGUUGACGUUGUACCGGAUGUGGUGAAACAAAUAAUUGAGUCAGAUAGCUUCUCUUCAGUAAUGGAAAAGCUUAUACGGCUCCGUGACGAUCUGUCCCGUAUUGGAGAGCACUUGGAUAAUAUACCAGCAUUGGCUGAAGAAAUCACUGGUACUUUUAGUGUAAUCAAUAAUUAUUUCACUUCAUUAAACUACACGAGUUUUCUGAACUGCUUAGACGAGGUUGGAGAGAAUAGUGCGGAUUUGACAAGAGUUAUUGAAUUGGGGAGGAAGAAGAUUCUAGAAGAAUCGAAUGUCGAAAAACUGAGUUUGGUUAUGAAAAAUAUAAUUGAUUCAAAGAUUCUUCUAGGAAACACAAUAAGGUCUGCUGAAAAGAUAAAUAAAGUCAAAACUAGGGAACCGUUGGCAUUAAAAGAGUCUCUUCCAAAUGCAGAGAAAAUUUCGAGGAAUUUGGGGAUGGCUGUGCAAGGAUUAGUCGCAAUUAAGGUGGCCUAUGAGCAAAAUGAAAACCUGAAGCCACUGUUCGGGCGACCAAUGAAUAUUCCUGGUCUUCAGAAAACCUUCUAUCGUAUCGAUAACUUCCUGGCGACACUGAAUGAAACUCGAAGGAAAAGAGAGUCCGAGAAUACGGAUUUCAAGAAUUUCAAAAGUCUCGGUAUGAUUUUGAACCAUGCUGAUAGGAUUCCGGGGUUUGUGAAAACUAUCAAAGAUUCUUCUUUGAAUGAGACAUCACCUGAGAAACAAAAAGCACUGGAUAUCCUAAAGGGUCUGGAUCUGAACUUUGCGAAAUUUGGAUUCAGUGAAGCGAUUGAGUCACUCGCAGCCAUGGACCAGUUUUUCUUGGAUUACGUGAGAGUGAUGACUGCAGAACCAUCAACAAGAGUGUUUCUAUAUAAUACACAACCUCCUAAAGAAUCAGUACUUGUGGUGGAAAGGAAUCAGAAAAUUACGCCAGAAUCAAUUUCCGGAAAAACACUACUAAUAUGCACCAUAGUUACAUUUUUAAUUCUGUCGUGUCUUCUUCUAUUUGUGACUGUUCAAAUCGGCUGCUCCAAAUAUCAAAACGCAGGAAAGAACAAAGAAAAAUCGAGGAAGGAGAUGGUGACAGAGAAGAGUUCCCAAAACGACAACCUCAACACUCUCAUUGAAAACCUCCAAAAACUGGCGCGUCUCUCCAAUGGUGUCUCCCUUGAAAUUGCUCUUCUCGAUGGUUCAAUCCCUUCCGCUGACGUCAUCUCUGAACUUCUUCGUAUCGGAUCAGCUAAAGAUCUCAUUGACUUCAAUUCUACUGGAAUAGACGCUGCAAUUUCUGAAAUUCAAUCGUUGAGUGGGAAAUGGGAUGGCUCCCCGGAGGUGGUUGCAAUUGAGGAGCGAUUGGCGUUUUUGGAAUUUAUAAGAAGUUCGUUUGAUUGGGCGGAGCUUAAGAGUUCGGUGAGGAGGGAUGAGUAUAAGAAGGAGUUGGGAGUGGUGGCUACUGGAUUGAGAGCAAAAAAACAGGGGAUCACUAAUAUCAUAGGAAGCAUAGAUUUUCCGAAAGCAUUUUUGCAAAGAUUUAGUUCUAAUGGAGAAUGGUCUAAUGGAGUAGAUGCCACUAAAGUUGAUUUAGCAUUCAACAUAAUUACUAGUUCUGCAAAUACGCAAACUUUGGAGGAGGUGGAAAAUAUAGCAAAGAAUCUAGACGCAACACUUGCCGAAUUCGAAUUUGCUCUAGAAAUCAUAUCAAAGUCUACCUUCCUCGAAAUAUUAGACGAAGAGCGUCAUCUAAGAACCAGUCUAUCAGUUCCAGUACCUGUCACUGAUGAAUCUCUCAAAAAACUUGGUCAAAACCUCAAGACUUUCGAUAUGGCUCGUGAGAAGACACUAACUGCUCAUCCACAAAUCAAAGCGAUUAGAGAUCUAAUCCGAAGACGUCAAAGGUAUGAAUAUACUGCCGGGUUACCUGAAGGUGCUAAAGAUUUGGAUAAGUUAAAGAGUGAUGUUGAAGAUGAUUGGAUUGGAAAACAUAUCAAAGAUAGACAAGUGGUUAGGGAGAAUUUGAAAUUUGUAUUUUCAAAUUUCGAUGGGUUAAGUACAAACCUCAAAUCUAUCGAGUCAAACUGGACGUUUCUUAGUGACAAGCCAGGAAAACUUGCUACCAAAUCGAUAAUCCAUAAACUUUUGGAAAUCAGUGACAUGCCAGAUAAUUUGAAACUAGUUACUACCAUGACAACUCUUCUGCAUUGCAAUUCCAAUGAAACUCUACCAAUACCUAAUUCGAAUGGUAAUGAGGAGAUUUACAGUAACAUCAGUCUCUUAAACCGUAAUGUCGGAGCACUUCUUGGCUUCCGACACAAAUUUGAGUAUACCGUGGAUCUCAAGAACUUGUCAGAGCUCAAGAAUAUUUUUACACGGGCAAUGAACGCCACAAAACCAAAACCUGAAGUUGUAGCGGAUGUUGUUAGACAAAUAAACCAGACACUAAUCUUCCCAUCAAUUAUGCAAUUUCUCGAACGACUCCGAAGCGAUCUGACUAUAAUACAAAACUAUUUGGAUAGUAUUCCAGCACUGGCGGAUUACAUCAAUAGCACGUUUGGUGUCAUUGAUAAUUAUUAUAAUUCCUUAAACUACUCAACAUUUCUGGCCUGUCUGGGCGAAGUUGGUGAUGAUAGGGGGGAUCUGAAAGCAGUGAUUGAGUUGGGAAGAGAUGGGAAGAUUCUGGAAGAUGCUGAUGUCCAAAUGUUGAAUCAGACCAUGAAGAAUAUCAUAGAUUCAAAGAUUCUACUAGAGAAUGCUAUGGGAUCUGCUGAAAAAAUGAAGGCCAGUGAAGCCUUGUCACUCAAAAAGAGUCUUCCAAACUCCCAAGAAGUUUCCAGAAGGUUGGGGAUAGCAGUGCAAGGAUUAGUGGCAAUAAGGAUGGCAUAUGAGCAAAAGGAAGAAGUAAAGUCAGUUGUAAAGAAGAUUCCGGAACUUCAAAAGACCUUCAAUGGCAUCGAUAACUUUUUGGCGACCCUUAACAGAUCUCGAAGGAAGUUUAGAAGGAAAAGAGACCCCACAGAUUCAGAUUUCAAAAAUCUCGGUGGAAUUUUAGAUGAUGCUGAUAAGGUUCCAGGGGCUCUAAUUGAUCUUAAGGCUAUCAAGAUGGAUCCAACAUCCAAAACUUAUCUAGAAGUGCUUAGAGCCCUGGAUAUCUUGGAGAAUCUGGAUCUAAACUUUGGAAAAUUUGAAUUCAAAAAAGCCACGAAAUCCCUUGAAGACAUGGACCAGUUUUUCUUGGAUUAUGUGAAAGCGAAGACUGCGGGGGAGCCUACGACAAGGAUCCAUAAUCCCCAACCCUAUGAACCUGAAGUUACCGUCGACCCCGUAUUCUGGAGAGAACUACAGGAGUGGAAUUCGGCAACAGUGCGAGACGGAAGGAAGGUGCUUUUCGUUUUCUAUUGGGUUCUUGCUGCAAUUGCGAUAUUCCUGGUCGUAGGUUGUGCUAUCUUCUUGAUAUGGAUUAAUGUCAAAAGCUGCAUGAACAAGAGACGUCAGAAGUGGGAAGAAUCUCUAGCCCCGAAAAAUCUACAACUAGUGAACCAGGAGAGAAAAAUGAGUCCCGAGGAGUAUUGGAAGCAACCGAAUUUGUUGGAAGAGCAGGAGACGCAGAAAACCGACGAACAGCUGACAACUCUUCCAGUCGCAGUUGUUGCAGACAUCAAAUUGAAGAACGAAAGAGAUUCGAUGAUGCCGCGACAGUGGUGUGAUCAGUUUUUGAGUGGGAUAUGGAGAAUGGGAAAUUCGAAAAGCUCUUUGCCCAAAACCUUCCGAUGCCCCCCUGAAUCCCAUGUCAAAAUCACUGGAUUCCUUGACGCCUCCUACGAUGCAUGCACCAUGACGCUUGGACCAAAUACCGAUUGGAUUAUAGCCAAAGCGCCGUCCCGCAUGAGACGCGGGCAAGAUGUGCGGCAAUCUUCGCUGGCAAAGUUUUGGGCCAUCAUCUUUCAGCAUAACGUUCAAUUAGUUGUUCAACUAGGCAGAUUUGUUGAGAGUGGUCACGUAGCAUGUGCCAAAUUCUACCAAGGAGAUCCUGGAAAGGUGUCCAUUUACGGGCGGUACAAAGUGAGAACACUGAGUAUUCAUGCUAGUGGUGCACCACCUCAAGAGUUUGAGAUGUUCCGCACUAUGAUCUACUUCACGUUGUAUGAAAUUAAGAUUACUGAUUUGGAGGACAAAAAAGCGCCACCUAAAUUCACGCAAAUCAUUUGCUACAAAGAGUGGAAUCACCACGGACCGCCCAGGUUCUCGAACACAACUGUGGAUAUCGUCAAAUAUUGUGGAAUUGGAAAUAAAAAAGUGUUGGUGGUGUCACCGGAUGGUGUGGAACGUGCCGGCGCGUUUGUGGCGAUUAAGUUGGGUAUCGAUAUGUGUUUCAAGCAGGAAGUGACUAGUUUGGCUCAAGUCAUCCAACCAGUCGUCGAUGUCCUCUACGACGCCAUUCAGACCCCCAAAGAAGUGUUCUUCUGCAUCUACAGUAUCACCACUGGAAUCGCCAACGAAGCGUGUAUCCCCGAUCUCCCGGAAUACGAUGCCCUGUUGUAUUACUACCAGCAAUUCUAUCACGAACAGUAUCCCAUCGCAUAUUCGGAGGAUUCGGAUAAAGUGAGACGAUGUUUGAAUGAUAAACGAGCGAUGGAAAUGUUCUGCGCGGGAAUGCGUGAGAAUCGCCGAAGACGUGACAAGCAAUUGAAGUGGAAACCGAAGAAGAGAGUGGAAGAGCAAGAGGAUAGUGAUUAG
Molecule: messenger RNA, 6138 nt
Organism: Caenorhabditis remanei
Lineage: Eukaryota; Metazoa; Nematoda; Chromadorea; Rhabditida; Rhabditidae
Exons: 11
Coding region: 1-6138 (2045 amino acids)
Biological process (GO): protein dephosphorylation
Molecular function (GO): protein tyrosine phosphatase activity
Source: RefSeq, a predicted model, not a curated record